Messenger RNA from Papilio xuthus (Asian swallowtail), 1122 nucleotides. Its product is annotated as omega-amidase NIT2. The record is from RefSeq and is a predicted model, not a curated record. The coding region runs from base 178 to 1008 and encodes 276 amino acids. NCBI's taxonomy places the organism in Eukaryota, Metazoa, Arthropoda, Insecta, Lepidoptera, Papilionidae. Gene Ontology annotation, biological process: oxaloacetate metabolic process; L-glutamine metabolic process. Gene Ontology annotation, cellular component: mitochondrion. Gene Ontology annotation, molecular function: omega-amidase activity. The transcript has 6 exons.
GACUUAUACGAACUAACCAAGUGUUUUAUGCAUGUAAAUAUAUUGUGGAAAUAGCAAAAAUAAACUUGUGAAACUUUUAAUCGAGUACUUGUACUAUGCCACGAUAAAUGUGUCAAAACUAGCUCUGAGCUGUGACCUUUGAUAAAGUAGUUAUCAGUGCCAUAACAUUUGAAUACUAUGAGUUUCAAAAUAGCAAUUGUCCAAUUGGCAGUUGGGCCAGACAAGACAAAGAAUAUAGCAAAUGCUGUUAAGGAAAUCCACAAAGCCAAAGAGAAAGGUGCUCAAUUAAUAGCCUUGCCUGAGUGUUUUAAUUCACCAUAUGGUACCCAGUACUUCAACGAGUAUGCAGAAGAAGUACCAUCUGGGGCAACAUGCAGAGCCCUGUCACAAGCCGCAGCAGAGGCUGGCGUGUGUGUUGUGGGUGGUACACUCCCAGAGCGCUGUGGCCCCAAGCUCUAUAAUACAUGUACCGUAUGGGACAGUGCUGGAAAACUGCUUGCUAAGCAUAGGAAGGUGCAUCUAUUCGAUAUAGACAUUCCAAAUAAGAUAACAUUCAAAGAGUCGGAGGUGCUGAGCGCGGGAGAUCAGAUCACGACAUUCGAAUUCCAGGGCGUCAAGAUCGGACUGGGUAUUUGCUACGAUCUUAGGUUCCCGGAGAUGGCGCGCCUUAUGGCUGACCAAGGUUGUUCGUUGCUUGUAUACCCGGGUGCGUUCAACAUGACUACCGGUCCGAAGCACUGGGAGUUAUUGGGGCGGGCGCGCGCCACCGACCUUCAGCUUUGGGUGGCGCUAGUGAGCCCUGCCCGCGACACUAGCGCCGGCUACGUUGCGUGGGGAUAUUCUACACUAAUAGAUCCAUGGGGAAGCCCCGUUGCUAAGUUAGAUGAGAAAGCAGGGACACUGUUUGCCGACAUAGAUCUUUCUACAAUUGAAGAAGUAAGAAAUCAAAUACCAAUAAGAUGUCAAAGAAGAACAGACAUUUACAAUACGAUUCAAAUAUCAAAAUGAAUCGUCGAAUGAUCUGUGUUGUAAGAUUAGUUGUUUCAAAAAAUGGAAAAUAGAACAAUGGAUUUAUUGUUAUAUUUUAUAAUGAAGGUUUACAUUUCAUAUUUAAUUGUCUAA